GAGAAGUGGGGGAGGGAAGAAGGUGGGCUCUCAGCCAACAGAUACUUAAAUACAGGACAGGUGAAGCUAGAGUCAGUGCAAGUCCACGAUCUGCCCACAUUCUCUACCUGACUAUUCGGGAACAGGAAAUCUCUAAAGAUGGUUAAAUCAGCGCUGUCUGUGCUCUUGGUCCUGGUAGCCAUUUCCUCUACCUUUGCUGCAAAAUAUAUCCCCAAGAGUGGGAAGAGGGUCCCACAGACUCUGUCCAGAGGAUGGGGCGAUCAGCUGAUCUGGGCUCAGACUUAUGAGGAGGGUCUUUACUGGUCCAGGUCAAAGAACAAGCCCCUGUUGGUCAUCUUUCACCUUGAAGACUGCCCACACAGCCAGGCGCUGAAGAAAGUCUUCUCCGAGGAUAACGAGGUCCAAAAAAUCCUCGAUGAGGACUUCGUCAUCCUUAAUCUGGUGUAUGAAACCACAGACAAACAUCUGUCCCCUGAUGGCCAGUAUGUUCCCAGGCUCCUUUUUGUUGGUAAGAGCUCGAGAUUAGGACAUAAUCUCUGUUAUAUAGACUGGGAACUACUAUUACAUCUAUCAGUGUGUUUUAUUGCACUGAAUCCUUUUAAUGUUUCUCAAGGAAAUGACAUUAACUAUAAUUAG
Neolamprologus brichardi is the source of this 636-nucleotide messenger RNA. Lineage: Eukaryota; Metazoa; Chordata; Actinopteri; Cichliformes; Cichlidae. The record is from RefSeq and is a predicted model, not a curated record.